This is a messenger RNA of Pteronotus mesoamericanus, 6009 nucleotides long. It is a transcript of the gene TGOLN2, whose product is annotated as trans-golgi network protein 2. Lineage: Eukaryota; Metazoa; Chordata; Mammalia; Chiroptera; Mormoopidae. The coding region runs from base 41 to 1495 and encodes 484 amino acids. The transcript has 4 exons. Gene Ontology annotation, cellular component: trans-Golgi network transport vesicle; endosome; trans-Golgi network. The record is from RefSeq and is a predicted model, not a curated record.
UCGCGCGAGAGCUGUAGAGGACGGAAGCGCAGGCUGCAGGAUGCGGUUCACGGUUCUGUGGGUCCUACUGAGCGUCGUAGCGGCGGGAGCCGCGCCGCUCAUUUCUUUUUCAUCAGGCGACGGAAAAGUCAAUCGGGAGAAGGAAAAGACUGCAGAAAUAGUCUCCAGGGGUCAACCCACUGACGAAGAGCUGCGCAAGAUAAACGACAAUGCUAAGGUGACCAAGCAGAACCUGCCCCCGCAGGACAUUUCUGGCAAGUCAGAGGAAGAGAACCAUUCCCCGAAAGAUACUAAUGAAAAGCCUAAUCAGGAGUACCAGACCGCAAGAGGCAAUUCAGACAAGUCGAAUCAGGAACCCCAGCCCAAGAAAGAUACCUCUGACAAAUCGAUUCAGGAGCACCAGACCGUGGACGACAAUUCUGACAAGUCGAAUGAGGAGGACGUGAUCACAAAAGAUGCCUCUGACAAGUUGGGUCAGGAGCAGCAGCCCAAGAAAGAUACCUCUGACAAGUCAGGUCAGGAGCAGCAGACCGCGAUAGAUACUUCUGGCAGGUCAGAUCAGAAGGGGCCAGCCACGAAAGAUGUUUCUGACAAGUCGAAUAAGGAGCAGCAGCCCAAGAAAGAUACCUCUGACAAGUCAGGUCAGGAGCAUCAGACCAUGAAAGAUACUUCUGGCAAGUCGGAUCAGGAGGACCCAACCACAAAAGAUACCUCUGACAAGUUGGAUCAGGAGCAGCAGCCCAAGAAAGAUACCUCUGACAAGUCAGGUCAGGAGCACCAGACCGUGAUAGAUACUUCUGACAAGUCAGGUCAGGAGGACCCCACCACAAAAGAUGUUUCUGACAAGUCGGAUAAGGAGCAGCAGCCCAAGAAAGAUACCUCUGACAAGUCAGGUCAGGAGCAUCAGACCAUGAAAGAUACUUCUGGCAAGUCGGAUCAGGAGGACCCAACCACAAAAGAUGUUUCUGACAAGUCGAAUAAGGAGCAGCAGCCCAAGAAAGAUACCUCUGACAAGUCAGGUCAGGAGCACCAGACUGUGAUAGAUACUUCUGGCAAGUCAGAUCAGAAGGUCCCGACCACAAAAGAUGCUUCUGACAAGUUGGAUCCGGAGCACCAGGCCACAAAAGACACUUCUGACAAGUCGGAUCAGGAGCACCAGCCCAUGAAAGACAGUUCUGAGCCUAAAGAGGGUUCUCCACCCAAAGAAGAGAAAGAAAUGCUUAGCCCUUCCUCUAGAGAGAACCAUGAAGGGAUGCUUUUGGAUUCCACAAGUAGGAAGAAGGGUGACCUUUAUAAGGACAAUCUUGGAAGUGCCAGUGCAGAGAGCAGCCACUUCUUUGCAUAUUUGGUCACUGCAGCCAUUCUUGUUGCUGUCCUCUAUAUUGCCUAUCACAACAAGCGGAAGAUUAUUGCUUUUGUCCUGGAAGGAAAAAAAUCCAAACUUACUCGGCGGCCAAAGGCUAGUGACUACCAGCGUUUGGAUCAGAAGAUGUGAUUUUUCUGUUUUUGAGAACCUCGUCCUCCCUGCUGAUUUGUUUCUAAAUCAAGACAAAUGAAGAGAAAAGUACUGUGAAUUAAGGGACACCCUCUAGAGUUUGGUGGCAAGUCAGGGCUGGCAGAGGCGGGGGUUUGCGGGGGGAGGCAUUGCUUUGGUUUUUGCACCUGCACUUUGGUGACCUUGUACUCCUGUGCUCCCAUAUUUACGUUGGUGUCUUCUGCCCUUUCCCGCUCAGAGUGUGAGUAGAAGGAGCAAGCAUGUAGGAACCCAGCUUUGACCAAAAGGAGAUCCCAGCCCUAGGCAGACUAGUGCUGCUGACUGUCCUCCCUUGGGCCUUGGCUUUGCAGCAAAGUUACCCCUUGAAAAUAGGAUUGCUCUUGCCACUAUUUAUGUUUGCAGACCUAGGAGAAAACUCAGGAGGUUGAGGUACUUUUCCACCAGGGCCUCUAACUUUGAGGGGGAUGUGCCCUGCAAGAGAUAGAGAGUGUGAAUGCUGAUGGGCAAAGGGCUACAUUGAACACAACUUUCUUCAAAGGCUUUAGCAGCAAAACCAAAACAGCUUUUAAGAAGUACUUUACUGCCUGCUGCCUGAAAGUUCAACCUGUCUAGCAUAAGUUCUUCCCAUUUUUCUGAUAUUUUCAUAUUACUUAAGAUAAAGUGAAUCAACUUCCAUUUGGUUGUACUGAAUAUAACCUGAACUUGGGGAUUCUGGGAGUAAAGCUAAAGCUGUAAAGCCACUGUUGUCAUUGAAGAUUUUUACAAAUAUAGUUACAAUUAUUAAAACACUGUUCUUCCUUAAAUCAAAACAGGAACUUUUUGAAAUAGGGUAAGUUCAUGCUUUGUACAAGAGAACAUGUUGGUUAUUGGUUGCUGUCUCUGAUGGGUUUUGGUUUUGGUCUGUGUUUUUUUCCAAAGGCCUUUUAUGAAAUAGGUUCCCCACAAACUCUAUUUUGCCUUUCUUGCCUGAAAGAGACAAAAUAGACAUAUUUAGAAACUAACUGUACUCUUUUAUCUUAACAUAAUUAAUGGUCUUCAUCUGAUAUAGAAUGCUAAGGGUAAUUAGUAAAAAUUCUUCUAUCCCAUGAGAGGGGUUAUUAAAAUUGAAGAAAUUCACAGAGUUCCCCCCCGGGUCACUGAGGGUAGUAUCUUGAAUCAAGCUGUUUGAAGUCUUAUGUAAAUCUAUUCUAAUCAUGCUACCCUAUUUCAGAGGGCCUAAAAGAGUUGUUACUGCAAAGGAAAAACAAAUAUAACCACCAAUCUCAAGAAAUACAGAGUGUGGGAAGUGAGGGGAAUAUGUUGAAUUCUGUGCUGUUGAAGAAGUCUAAACAAGGGACCAUUAUGUUUGUCAUUAUCUUCCAUCUUCCUUAAAACAGUUCAUAGCUUUGAGUUGAGAUAGAUCUUCAUUCAAUGCAGGUACCUAUUUGUGGAGAUCAGGGAUGAAUGAGUGCUCUUCUUGGCAUCAUUCACUGUACUUCCGUACCAGUCUUAUAUUGUAAACCUUUCCUCCAAUCAGAGGAAUCUUCUGUCAGGCUCCUCUAGCAUUCCAUCUAAGACCAUGGUUAUUUUGUUCCCUUUUCUGUCUCCUCUGUCCUUGCCUUUCCUCCUCCUCUCUAAUGUUUUCUAUUUCUGUCUCUCUACACUAGCACUUUUCCUCCACAUUCAUGCAUGCACAAAUACAUCCCGCGCCUCCCGAAAGCAUCUAUCCUAUUUGUCAUUCAGUUUUCUAUUUAACUUCUUAAGUAUUGCUUCCAUUACUUUGCCAUUUAUUCUCUUCAUAACUUUUACAAACUCACUUUGGUCCCUGUCUAUUAGGUGUUUUUCUGUAGGCUCAGAUCCAAUGUCUUAUUCUCAAGACACAGUCUUGACCUUGAUAGAAUUGGACACUAUUGACCAUCCAAAUAGAAAUUCUCCUCUUGUGGUUCUCUGAUAGACUAUCUUGAUGCCAAGAACUCCUUGGCCUUAUCCUGUGCUGAUGGGAAAAGGGUCCUCAAAGGCAGUCCUUUCUUUACUUUGUUUCCUCAGAAAUUCAUUCAUUCUUCAUCCUCUGAGUGACUACCAAGUUUUUAUCCUUGGCCUAGUUCCCAAAGAAACCAGUCCUGUUGUGUGCUGAAUAUUUCAGCAUGGUUGUUUUGUUGUCACUAAAACUGAAUUCCUUCUAUCCACUAAACUGCCCCUCUCAACUGCCCAAUUUCUUUUGUCUUCUCAGCUACAAACUACAGACUUUUACCAUUUUUAUCUCGUUAAAAAAGUCUUACCCAUUUUUUUUAAAAAAAUGCUCUGGCUACAAUCUUUCUUUCCAUUUUCCCUGCUGCUUUGUCCCACACCCAUUUCACUGCUCUCCUGGAUUUUUUCCCCCCCCGGGAGCCAACUUAAUUGGUUUUCCUGCCCAUCUUCUCUUAUGAACAUGAAGAGACCAGAUUGAGCGUUCUGAAAUACUUGCCCUGACGUGAAGCUUCUUUUUGUGUACCUCAUGGCUUAGGGAAUCGAGUUUAUAGGCUCUUUAGUAUUCAGGACUCUGCAUAGGGGCACUUGCCUGCCUGUCUUUGUCUGCUUCCUAGCCAGGCCGAAGGCCCCUUGAGUUGGGUGCCUGUCUAGGCCUCCCUGCUUUUUGUUCUUACAUUCCCAGAUAUCCCAUGGUUAUUCUUUGGUUAGGUUGCUCUCCCUUCUCUUUUUUCCCUUACCUCCCCAAAAUUUGUUUCCUCAGGUUUUCCCAUGUACCUCCCUAACUUCCCCAACCUUGUGAUUGGCUUUUCUGAUUCUACUUUAAUAGCUCUUAAUAAUGUCAAUCACAAAUUUUGGAACUUUAGCAAAAUAGAAGUCUGUAUCUGAUGUCUCUGGUCUCCCCAAGAAAACCAAGCUACCUGAGGGAGUGCCUUUGGCACCAUCUGCAUGUCUGCCUAGCAUGGUGACAUUCCUCAGGUACUUCAGGAGUUCGGUUUCUUCUCCUAUCAAAGGAGACAUUUUCUUUGAUCAGGACAUCUGGAUACGACUUUAACUGAGGUCUCACACAGCUCUUUCUGGUUAUUGGUUACUGUCCCUGAUUGAUGGAUUUUGCUCGGAAAGAGGAGAGCAAAAAGAAAGGCUAUUUCAAGAACCAAGAGGGUUGGUAUUGCUGUGGAAUCCACAUAGUUCCACUUUUUGAGCCUGUGAGAAAUAUCAUGUCUUGCGGUGAAAGAGUACAGUAGAAUUUAAGUUUCACUUUAGAAAUUGCACUGAAGGAAAUCUCUCACACCAAAGGAAAACUUGUUUUCUAGGUAGUUACUUGUUUUUUGAAGACUUGAAGCAUGUUUUUCUAGAGAUUGUGUGUGGAUGAGGGUGAGCUGGCUGAGGUAUCUUUUAAGCUGGGGUGAGUUGGGGUGGGGUGGAGGCAGGCAAGGAAGUACAGGAACCCAAGAGAGGCACCCAUCUCUAGGCAGCUUUCGGCUUCCCUUCCUGCCCCCGGCUUUUGGUUGAAGGGUGAGUUCUGUUAGGAGGAAUCUAAUCUAUGCUUCAGUCAUGGUUGGUAAUAGAAGAAUUUGUUUCCCUGCUAGAUUAGUGAGUAGAAUUAUAUAAAGAGUCUGUUCCUGGACUCUGGGGGAGUGGAAGACCAGUCAUAUCACAAAAGGCUAAGACAAAUUGGAAAGACCUGACAAUUAGUUUUUUAUAUAUUUUCACAUUUCUUUUCCCAUGAUGGCUUUAAUGAAAUAUUUGGUGGUAGAAUUUUAAACCUCUAAAAUUACUCUGAUGGUGAUUCUCAUUUUGUUGUUCUCCAAUUCAUGUCAUUUAAAUCAAAAAAAAAAAAAAAAGGAAGUCUGCCUUUUGUUUUUACAGGGUAACUUGGUACAUAAUGCUGCAUGUGUGAUGAAAGGUAGCACGCUUUGCACAUGCUGAAUCUUUGCACAUGCUGAAUCAUUUGGACAAGGAGGUGUGCUAUAUUCCAGACCUGGUAGUUCUGCCAGCUGUUUUCUGAAAACUCUUGCUGGGAGGAUUGUGUUUGGCAUGGCAUUGCUUAAGUAAGGAUCCUGGGAAGAGAUUUUCAGGUUUAUUUUAACUGUAUAUCCACAGCCAAGACUGAAUCUCAAGUUAGAAACUCCUCUGUGAAAGCAUUGACUAUGAGCGGUGUAGUUUCAAGCUGCCAACAAAGCCAGCCUCCUUGCACUGAUAUAUAUAAAAUAUCUGAUAGAUAUUCCUUUAAUUCAGAAUUCUACCAUGUUAAAUGAUUGAUGGUUGACAUUGUUUCCCUUCUUUUUUUGUUUACCCAGUUAGUAGAUUGCCACUGUUAUGCAGUGUUUUAUAUUUUCAGCUUUUGUAACUUAACUAUAAUUUUUUUUAAGCUUAUUUGGUCUAAUGAUAAGUAUUUUUCAGUACCUAAUGUUUCUCUGAGCUUCUAUGAAUGCCACUUGAUGUAAUUUUGUAUCAUUGCACAGAAACUGAAAUAAAUUUCAAAUAUUAAAGCUAUAAAAUCAUUAAAUUUAUUGAUACUGGAUUAAAAUUGACUGAAAUGAGGCAUAACAUAAGUGAAAGGUCAUUUU